AUGUUCUCCGACGUAAAGGUGAUCGCGUCGAGUCGAGUCGAGUCGAUGCUAGACCUCCCAGGGAGAAUGCAACUGAAACUGAGGCCGACCGAGAACGAGACCGCGAUUAGAAAUAAAGCUGUCUGGAACAGAAACAUCAAUCGCAACAGCAACAUCAAUCGCAACAGCAACAUCAAUCGCAACAGCAACAUCAAUCGCAACAGCAACAGCAACGGGAACAGGAAUUUGGAAUUAUAA
Molecule: messenger RNA, 237 nt
Organism: Capronia epimyces CBS 606.96
Lineage: Eukaryota; Fungi; Ascomycota; Eurotiomycetes; Chaetothyriales; Herpotrichiellaceae
Exons: 2
Coding region: 1-237 (78 amino acids)
Source: RefSeq, a predicted model, not a curated record